AUGGAACCCGAAGGCGCCUUGGACGACAAGAGCACGCGCUGGGCCGUCAUUGGGCUUGCGAUCGGCGCGGGUGUCCUGUUUCUAUCCGCGCUUGUUUUCAUAUGGGUGUUUUGCUUUAGACAACGUGGGCGGCAGGGGGAAACAGCGGCGCCGAAACGCCAUGCGCGCGUGCAGAACCCCCUCAUUCAGAACCCGCCGCGAUCGAGCUUCCAGUGCCGGCUAGACUCACAGAGGGGAAGCGGCCUGUCCGCCCCACGCGAGGGCCUGCAGUGGGGGGAUGAGCCCCCGCGGGAUGCGUGGCGGAACCCAAAAACGGGCUCCUUCCGGCGGCCUCAGUCCGGGGGGGCGGCGGACCGGCCGCGCCUCUCCUACGCGCAGGGGCUUGUGCCGAUGCAGCGCAUCGCGACGCAGCCGUGCCUGGUGCACGUGGGCGGCUACCCCGUCGCGCAGCUGAUGGGGCAGUCGGCUUCAGAGCUGCAGUGGCAGCAGCCGGGCGGCGAGCUCGUCUCGAGUGGGUACCUGAGUCCGCUCCCCGCGUACGAAGCCUCCUCCUCACCGUUAAGCCCGGCGCCUGAGGAGGUCGCUGACAGCCCUGCGUCGCCGCCGGGGGAGGAAUCGCCCACCCCUGAGUUUAGACGCCGGGCCUCGCAUGUCGUCUUCGUUGGGGCGUAUAAAGUUUAG
Trypanosoma conorhini is the source of this 681-nucleotide messenger RNA. RefSeq lists its product as uncharacterized. The coding region runs from base 1 to 681 and encodes 226 amino acids. NCBI's taxonomy places the organism in Eukaryota, Euglenozoa, Kinetoplastea, Trypanosomatida, Trypanosomatidae. The record is from RefSeq and is a predicted model, not a curated record. The transcript has a single exon.